Messenger RNA from Penicillium waksmanii, 537 nucleotides. RefSeq lists its product as uncharacterized. NCBI's taxonomy places the organism in Eukaryota, Fungi, Ascomycota, Eurotiomycetes, Eurotiales, Aspergillaceae. The record is from RefSeq and is a predicted model, not a curated record. The coding region runs from base 1 to 537 and encodes 178 amino acids. The transcript is spliced from 2 exons.
AUGUUUCAGGACAUAACCAGUCAGCAUAUUGUCCCUCAAGAUUGCUUUGCACGAGAGCCACAGUUCUGGUUACAUUAUGGGACUGGGCCCAGCACGAUAGUCAGCGGAUGGCCCUCACAAGGUGGAAUGUAUACGCUUCAGGUGUCUAGCAGAGUGGAGAUAGAUUUUCUGGAAUUGGACCCAUUUAACAGCACGCUACGUCCAACCGAUUCUGAUCCUGAAUGGCAACAAAAAGAGAAUAAGCACUGUGAUCUUAUGCGACAACUUGGCCCAACAUGGUGGCAAAAUGAAAAUGUAUGGAUGCUAAAUCAGAUGUCAGCUAUCCCUGAUGAAAGGGUAAACGAGUAUAUUCGGGUUGGCUGGACAUCUGAUGGUGGGGUUUGGGUUUGGAAGACGACAAGAUCGGACGCGGACGAGAUAGGUGGAGCACAACUGCUAAAUGCCCGUACCAUGCAAGAACGUUGCAUGAUGAUUGAAAAGCUGGGAGGAACUUUCUACGCCGACCCGAAGGAUUGCCCUUUUCUUGAUCUUCGUUGA